AUGGCGAAAUUUUUCUGUCAUGUUGAUAAAGAAACAUCAAAAACGCAAAAGGACGGAGUUUACGGCCCACAAGUGGACUUUGGUGAAUUUAGUGAUAUCGGCAAAGAGAGAAGUCGUGAAAAGAAUUUUCCAUGCCGAAAGACGGAAGAAGAAUCAAGAUUUCGCGAGGUUAAAAGGGGAAUAAUUGCUUAUUCAGCUUGGUUUGAUAAGAGAAAAUCUCAGGAGUAUGUGCGGAUUUUGUUAUUGACUUCAACAACAGAGCCUCUUCCAAUACUUUUCUGUCGUUUUGACAGCGAAUUGAAACGAUCUUUCACCAGUACUGUCUCUUAUUAUCAACACAACGAAAACCAUUACAUGCCGUUUGGAUGCUUCAUAGCUUCUUGUGCUGUUCCACCCGAAUUGGACCAUAUACCAUGUUCUAUGAUUGUCUCUACGAAUGAAAAGUCAACUUCUAAAACACAAAAUGAAAGCAGCUCACUUGUUUUGCCCAUAAAUUUUAUCGACCGAAAAAUCGAGGUUGGCCACAGGCAAUACGGUAUUUGUAUACCUCCUCUUCAUGGUGAGAUAUCGGUGGACAGGUUGAUAGAGUUUUUGGAACUUUCACAAAUUUUAGGAGCUUCACAUUUUACUUUUUAUAACUUGGACAUGUCUGACGACGUACAAAACGUUUUGGAUUAUUAUGAAGAAAAGGGAUUAGCGCGCGUUCUUCUUUGGAAUUUACCUUCGUACAUUAGCGAGAAUGAUAUCCAUUAUUAUGGGCAAACUUUGUCGAUUAUGGACUGCUUAUUCCGGUCUAUGACUCAUCUUGACUACGUGGCUUUUAAUGACCUAGACGAGUUUAUUGUACCGCUUUAUCAUGACAACAUAAGCGUUUUACUAAAGGAAAUUCACCGCAAGGAACAUUGCGGGCACUGUUUUCAGAGCGCGAUAUUUGAUCCCUCUUGGGAAGAUCUGCAAAUGUCGCGUUUAAUAACCCAACGAGUUUUUCGUCGCACGAAAGAGGCUACGCCAUUUUGGACUAAAUGUAUUGUCGAUCCGCGUAGAAUUUUUGAGGUGGGGAUACAUCACAUUAGCAAACCAAUUGACGAUAAUUUUAUUGUUGAUCAAGUUGACUGGGGUGUUGCGCGGGUUUUUCAUUACAGAGAAUGCGACGACUCAGAAGCGUUAAUGCAGCCAGACUGUUCUGGAAACACUGAAGAAGAUAGAACUAUGCAGAAAUAUGAGGAACAGCUGCAGAUUAAUUUUGAAUUGAAUGCCAUGGCCAUAGUAGAUUUUGCCGAGACAAACUACGAAAGUGUUUGA
Molecule: messenger RNA, 1302 nt
Organism: Pocillopora verrucosa
Lineage: Eukaryota; Metazoa; Cnidaria; Anthozoa; Scleractinia; Pocilloporidae
Product: beta-1,4-galactosyltransferase galt-1-like
Cellular component (GO): cytoplasm
Molecular function (GO): glycosyltransferase activity
Source: RefSeq, a predicted model, not a curated record